This is a messenger RNA of Hipposideros armiger (great roundleaf bat), 2557 nucleotides long. It is a transcript of the gene RPN2, whose product is annotated as ribophorin II. The transcript is spliced from 18 exons. The record is from RefSeq and is a predicted model, not a curated record. NCBI's taxonomy places the organism in Eukaryota, Metazoa, Chordata, Mammalia, Chiroptera, Hipposideridae. Bases 314 to 2257 code for a protein of 647 amino acids. Gene Ontology annotation, cellular component: oligosaccharyltransferase complex; membrane. Gene Ontology annotation, biological process: protein N-linked glycosylation.
GCGUUGCGGUAGCGCCCGGAAUAGGACCGUUGCGAGGAAGUCGGUUCCAACUGGGCCCGGGCGCCGGGGGGGGAGGCGGGCCUGCAUGCCAGGACUGUGGGGCCCUUUAGGCGCAAGUACUGGAAUUCCGGUCGCGGCGACUGGGAGCGGCCGGGCCCAGCGGGACGGCGCGGACUCACCUGCGCUUAGAGCCCAUUUCAGCACGUGGAGUCUGCCGCGAGUCCCCGGCGUCCCCACCAGCGCGCUCCAGGAGCCACUUGCCUGAGCGGAAGUCAGCCUGCAGCUCGGGCCCUGGUGGGACCUGCUCGGAGGAAUGGCGCUGCCGGGUUCAAGCACUGUCUUCCUGUUGGCCCUGACAAUCAUAGCCAGCGCCCAGGCUCUGACGCCCACACACUACCUCACCAAGCAUGAUGUGGAGAGACUGAAAGACUCACUGGACCGCCCUUUCACAAGCUUGGAAUCUGCUUUCUACUCCAUCAUGGGACUCAGCAGUCUUGGUGCCCAGGUGCCGGAUGUAAAGAAAGCAUGCACCUUCAUUAAAUCAAACCUUGAUCCCAGCAACGUGGAUUCCCUUUUCUACGCUGCCCAGUCCAGCCAGGCCCUCUCAGGGUGUGAGAUUUCUAUUUCAAAUGAGACCAAAGAUCUGCUUCUGGCCGCUGUCAGUGAAGACUCAUCUGUUACCCAGAUCUACCACGCUGUGGCAGCCCUGAGCGGCCUUGGCCUUCCCUUGGCUUCCCAAGAAGCACUCAGCGCCCUUACUGCUCGCCUCAGCAAGGAAGAGACGGUGCUAGCCACGGUCCAGGCUCUGCAGACGGCAUCCCACCUGUCCCAGCAGGCUGACCUGAGAAGCAUCGUGGAGGAGAUUGAGGACCUUGUUGCCCGCCUGGACGAACUGGGAGGUGUGUACCUCCAGUUUGAAGAAGGAUUGGAAACGACGGCGUUAUUUGUGGCUGCCACCUACAAGCUCAUGGACCAUGUGGGGACUGAGCCAUCCAUUAAGGAGGAUCAGGUCAUCCAGCUCAUGAAUGCCAUCUUCAGCAAGAAGAACUUUGACUCGCUCUCAGAAGCCUUCAGUGUGGCCUCUGCUGCCACGGCACUCUCCCAGAAUCGCUACCAUGUGCCAGUUGUGGUUGUGUCUGAGGGCUCUCCUUCCGACACUCAUGAACAGGCCAUCCUGCGGCUGCAGGUCACCAAUGUUCUGUCCCAGCCUCUGACUCAGGCCUCUGUCAAACUAGAACAUGCUAAGUCUGUUGCUUCCAGAGCCACGGUCCUCCAGAAGACCUCUUUCACUCUCGUAGGGGAUGUUUUUGAACUAAACUUCAUGAAUGUCAAGUUUUCCAGUGGUUAUUAUGACUUCUCUGUCAAAGUCGAGGGUGACAACCGUUACAUUGCAAAUAAUGUAGAGCUCCGAGUCAAGAUCUCCACUGAAGUUGGCAUCACAAAUGUCGAUCUCUCCACUGUGGAUAAGGAUCAGAGCAUUGCACCCAAAACCACCCGGGUGACCUACCCAGCCAAGGCCAAGGGCACGUUCGUCGCGGACAGCCACCAGAACUUUGCUUUGUUCUUCCAGCUGGUAGAUGCAAACACCGGGGCUGAACUCACCCCUCACCAGACAUUUGUCCGACUCCAUAACCAGAAGACUGGCCAGGAAGUGGUGUUUGUUGCUGAACCAGACAGCAAGAACGUGUACAAGUUUGAACUGGAUACUUCCGAGAGAAAGAUCGAAUUUGACUCCGCGUCCGGCACCUACACUCUUUACUUGAUCAUUGGAGAUGCCACUUUGAAGAACCCAAUUCUUUGGAAUGUGGCUGAUGUUGUCAUCAAGUUCCCUGAAGAAGAUGUUCCAUCGACUGUCCUGUCCAAGAACCUUUUCACCCCCAAACAGGAAAUUCAGCACCUGUUCCGGGAGCCUGAGAAGAGGCCCCCCACGGUGGUGUCCAAUACAUUCACCGCCCUGAUCCUCUCGCCCCUGCUCCUGCUCUUUGCUCUGUGGAUUCGGAUUGGUGCCAAUGUCUCCAACUUCACUUUUGCUCCUAGCACAAUUAUCUUUCACCUGGGACAUGCGGCAAUGCUGGGGCUCAUGUAUGUCUACUGGACUCAACUCAACAUGUUCCAGACCCUAAAGUACCUGGCCAUCUUGGGCAGUGUGACGUUUCUGGCUGGUAAUCGGAUGCUGGCCCAGCAGGCAAUCAAAAGGAUCGCUGCAGAGCAGAGCAGUAGAUUGGCAAAAUAUAGGACAUUACGAACAGCACAUUAGUUCCUGAAAAAGGAAGGCAAUUCUGAAACCUGAAAUGAAUGUCAAGAACAAGUCACAGUUUGAAAAGAGGAAUGAAAAAAUUCUUUAUUUAAAAAGAAAGUUGAAAUUGUGGUUAUACUUUCGCUUGUUUUUCUGUUGCCCCAACGCAGAGCAGACGCCUGUGAACCCAGAUACUCCGUUUCUUUGGCGUGGUGCCCCAGCAGGAGGCUGUGAAUAUUCCACACUUACCCAGACAUUGCCUUUGAAAAGCUGAAGUCUGUAAGGAAUCUGUUUUGGAAUAAAGAGAAUAACGGGAACGAA